AUGGACGACAUCCUCCAUGGAUUAGCGACGUAUCUCUCGUAUGCCUUUAGCCUCAAGGAGUUACCUAACAAUGCCGCGACCAUCGUCAAGUCCUUUGCCUUCUUUACGGCCGUUCACCUUGUUGUUGGACCCGCUCUGAGCUCGUGGUUGUCUCCUGCGACCUUUGGGAAGAUGAACAAAAGGCAGCGGAAUCAAUGGUCAAAUCGAGUAGUGGCACUGGUACACGCAAUUAUCAUAGUCCCGCUCGCUGCCCGAUGUGCCAGUAAUCCUGUCCUCGAACGCGAUCGUGCAUUCGGAUGGGAUGACCCAUCGGGAACGGUGAUAGCUAUCGCGUCUGGUUAUUUUCUAUGGGAUACACUCGAGUGUCUCAUACACUUCGUCGACGUCGGCUUCGUCAUUCAUGCUUUGGCAUGCUUCACGAUCUACACGCUCGAGUUUAGGCCUUUCCUCGCAUAUUUCGGAACUCGGUGUCUUAUGUGGGAAUUGAGCACUCCCUUCCUCAACGUCCACUGGUUCCUUGACAAAACCGGACAAACCGGCACAAAACUUCAGCUCGUCAAUGGGGUGCUGCUCCUCAGCACUUUUGCUGGCGCUAGAUUGAUAUGGGGAACUAUUGUCUCCUGGCGAUUCUUCGAAACGUUGUAUACUGUGCGCGGGCAGGUUCCCGUUGGUUACCUCCUCGUGUAUGGUAUUGGAAAUGUUGUGCUCAACCUCCUGAACUGGUUCUGGUUCACGAAGAUGAUAGCGGCGCUAGGGCGGCGUUUUACAAGCUCGGGCGGUGCAAAGCCUACUUGAUCUGCAGUUGGUGGUGACGUUUAGAAGACGCGCAGGAUGGGGUGAGGCCCUUGCGCAUGGUGAUCUCCACCGGUAUUGUGCACCGAUAGAUAUUCGCGACCGUCCUGUGUACGCCUGUAGGGACUGUAUGCGAGCCUAAAAGCC
Messenger RNA from Punctularia strigosozonata HHB-11173 SS5, 939 nucleotides. Its product is annotated as DUF887-domain-containing protein. Gene Ontology annotation, cellular component: endoplasmic reticulum; membrane. The record is from RefSeq and is a predicted model, not a curated record. The transcript has 8 exons. Lineage: Eukaryota; Fungi; Basidiomycota; Agaricomycetes; Corticiales; Punctulariaceae. Gene Ontology annotation, biological process: lipid homeostasis. The coding region runs from base 1 to 795 and encodes 264 amino acids.